GAUCCGGUAGGGUGUAUCCAACCUCGUCCCAACCUCGCGCCAUCGCUAAUUUUUUUACUCCAAAAGCCAAAAAAAAAAAACAAAAACAAUUCACUGUUUACAUAACGAGUUAUCCCAAACUGUGAACUGCAGGUGUUCAUUACCCCGUGAAAAACUGUGCCGAUUAAUUGGGGGUUAAUCACGGAAAUAAUCAGUGAAUGAAAGUUUAUCGACGGAAAAUACAAAUGUGCUGGUAAUGACGCGGAUUUAUCGAUACGUCUGAGCACCUGAGUGAAUCAUCCGGUGAUUGUGAAUAGUUUCUUAUUUUACCGAGUUGGAAAUAUUGAGUACUGCCACUGGGCAGUUAAACACGUGAUGAUGAUGUUGUGAGAUAUGGUUUUUAAACGGAGAGACCUCAUAUUUCAUCGUUUGGCAUGGGUACGAAGUAAUCAGAAUCGCAAUUGUCACCGGUACGAGUGACGGAUCUUAUCCAUCUGGAGCCACUACUUGCGGUAAGUAGUGGUCUCCAAUCGUUCAAAAAGCAAGCGGCCAACUCGCCGCGCCGGACGGAAGAUAUGCGCAGCAAGCAACAGCCAAGGCCCUCCUUCCGGUGGCCGCAGCAACGCGGCGAUAACGCUACCGGGGAGGACGGCGUGGAAGGUGCAGGCCCUGGGACCGAGCUCCAGGCUGAGGAGGGUGACUGUGUAGAUGAGGAUGGGCCAAGUAGUCCAAGUGAAAGGGGUUGUCCACCAGUGGCCAAGGAGGAUGACGAAGCCGAUGGCACUGAUGACGAAGAGUCUGAACAGAGUCCGACGACACCACCGCCAUCAGCCUCGAUGAGGUUAAACCCCACUGCCCUCCGAGACACAGGACCACCUGACAGGGAGCCAAUGAGUCCUCGUUGUCCUUCACGGGAUUCACGGGAAUCGUCCGGUCCAGCAGCCGGAAGUCCCCCACCUCAGGCAACUCGCAGCAGCACGAGUCCAAUUAGUCCAAGCAGCAUUGUGCCUGUACCUCUUGGUAGUCAUCCUUUGCUGCCCUCUCACUCCGCUGCGGUAAUGGCAGCCUACAUUCAACAAACACACCAGAGGUUCCUCCUGGGGCACUCACCACUCUCAGCCCGAGGAUCAGUAUCACCCUUGGUGUCAUCAUCGUGCUCGCCACCUGCAGCGACCCCAGGGAUUCUUGUGUCACCCGCGAGUACUGGCGAGGUGUCACCCUCGGCAACACCCCUGCCAGUGGUCCUGGAUUUCAGUACGCGGAAGGUCUCAUCCGCCGAUGAGGAUGACGACGAGCAAAUUCUGAAUCUCAGCAAACCGUCAACCCCAUCAUCCUCGAACGAAACGAAUAACGGACCGCUGGAUCUGUCGGUAUCAAGUAGAAAGCGACCCUCUCGUGAAGAUGAGUCGCCUCCCCCACCGCCGAGAAAAUCCUCCAGACUUGGUUCAAUAGCACCACCUCAUCAAGAUUCACCAGCUAAUGCUUUUGGACGGCCACCCGUAGUAUCCCCUUGGAGUUCUCCAGUUGUCGCUUCACACCUUCCGUACUUUGCCGCAGCUGUUGCUGCAGCUACUAGUCAACAACAAUUAUCACCGAAGAGCACCCCCGGUGUAGAUCCUCAUCAAUUAUGGAAUGGAAAGAUGAAACCACCAGCGAUGGACAAGUCGUAUCAGCCCAGUGAAGCGACCAAAGCACUAGAAAAGAUGAGCGAACUCAGUAAACUCGGUGGUGAUGAGCUCUACAGGUCAUCGUCCGGUGGUUCCAGUGGUAAUUCCGGCGGCAAUAAUCCCAGUGGAGCGUCGGGUAGCCGACACAGCGCAUGGCAAUCGCACUGGCUCAACAAAGGUGCCGAUCAGGCCAAGGAUGUACUUAAAUGCGUUUGGUGUAAACAAAGUUUCCCAACGCUGGCUGCGAUGACAACCCACAUGAAGGAGGCGAAACACUGCGGUGUCAAUAUGCCCGUCAAUAUGCCGGCUUCGGGGCUACAGCCGCCUUCGAUAUCGUCUAUACCACAGCAACAACAGCCCUCUCAUCAACCACCUCAGUCCCAGGGCUCAGGAGGUAAUCCGACGCCGAGCAGUAAACAAAGCCCUUCAGAACUGAAUCUUCUCAUCAAGGAGACAAUGCCUUUGCCACGGAAACUAGUUCGUGGGCAAGACGUGUGGUUGGGCAAAGGAGCUGAACAAACGAGGCAGAUCCUCAAGUGCAUGUGGUGUGGUCAGAGCUUCCGAUCGCUUGCUGAGAUGACUUCGCACAUGCAACAGACUCAGCAUUAUACCAACAUCAUAUCCCAGGAGCAAAUAAUCUCCUGGAAGUCGUCGGAUGAUAGCAAGGGCGGAAGUGGCGGUGGCUCGGCGGGAAUUGGUUCUACGGGCGGUGCCACAGGCGGUCCUGGAUUACCACCCGGGGCUGGAGCUGGACAACACGGUGGAAAUACAGGUGGUCCACCUGGUGGCGCCACCAGUAGUCACGUCAGUGCUGUUCUAACCUGCAAAGUUUGUGAUCAAGCUUUUAGUUCGUUGAAGGAACUGAGUAAUCACAUGGUGAAGAACUCUCACUACAAGGAGCACAUUAUGCGCUCGAUAACUGAGAGUGGUGGGCGUCGGAGACAAACUCGGGAGAAGAGGAAGAAGUCUCUGCCAGUUCGAAAACUCUUGGAGCUAGAGCGCGCGCAAAAUGAGUUCAAAAAUGGUGAUUCUGCAGCAGGACUUGCUCACAGUCUUGGCAAGCAUGCUGGUAGAAUCACAUGUGAAAAAUGUGGUGAUAAAAUCGAGACGACUGUUUUUGUUGAGCAUAUACGCCAGUGUAUAGGCUCAGGGGCGGUUGGAGUGAAUCAACGAAAUUUUCUGAAGAAUGCGUUGAUGUCAAAUCACAUGAGCCAAGUACUUACAGAGAGCGGUCGAAAGAGCGUUAGUGAAGAGACAUCAUCGAUAUCCUCGAGGCAUCACAGAUCACCAUCUUCGGCGAGUGACGCCACAACACCGGGUAAAGAAGCGCCAACCGCUAGUGCCAAUGAAACGACCAACACCACUUCUUCACCGUCUGUCCUUAAUGCAAUUGAAAAGUUGAUAGAGAAGAGUUUCGAUUCACGAGUGAGACAUGGUACCCCAGGACUGCAUCAUGCUCAGCCCGGCGCACCAAUCGGCUCGAGUAUUCUCAAGCGUUUGGGCAUUGACGAGAGUGUGGAUUACACAAAGCCCCUUGUUGAUCCCCAAACGAUGAAUCUACUGAGGAGCUAUCAACAGCAACAGCAACAUUACAACUCUGCGAAUGCUACGAGACGGGAGCGAAGUGGUAGUGAAUCAAGCUCGAUAUCGGAAAGGGGAAGUAAUCGAACAGAUACGAUGACACCGGAGAGACGUAUCGAUCUUUCGAUGAGCCAUGACAGACUGUCGACUUCCUCGCAUCGUCAACGCGCAACGCCGGACAAACAGAGUGCAACACCAAGUCGUCACUCGUUGCCCGAAGAAUCCGGUGACGAGGAGUCAGUGAUUGUGAAAAAGGAACCACACGAUGACGAUGGCGAUCAGUCAAUAACCAACGAGGAUGAUCCCUCCCAGGCUCCACGGGACGUUGUCGUCAAGAAGGAACUGGUGGACGAUACCAGGGAAGAUGAAGCAACGUCGCCCUCUUACAAUUGUCAUCCCCGGAUUCAUGAGGGAACUGAUGAGACAAGAGAGGCGGCAUCACCUCAGGUGAAUCCCUCAACACCGAGACCUCCGAGUCAGCACGAUCAACCUCCUGCCCCACCAUCAAGAAGUCCCUGCAGAAAUAGCAUGAGUAGUCCAGCAAGUAGUGAUCGAUCUGUAACUCCUCGAGGUACCCCAGACACCAAAGCAUCGAGCAGCCUGGGUGCCCUAUCAUCGAUGUUCGACAGCCUCUCAGGAGGUGGCACAGGUGCCAACGCCACCUCCGACUCUCAGAGUCGCAAGACAAGCAGUCAUCCCCUGGCAGCCUUGCAAAAACUCUGCGACAAGACUGAAACCCGAGUUCCCAGUGGUUCUGGCAGCUCAAGAUCGGCAGGGAGCAGUGGUCAAAGUAUUUCCACAAGUGGUAGAGAAAGUACUGGGGGUUCUGGGCAAAGUGGUGGCCCAACACCAGGUGCCAUUCUAGCUUUCAGUUGGGCGUGUAACGAUGCCGUAGUAACCGCUGACUCAAUCAUGAAGUGCGCAUUCUGCGAUACACCUUUCAUCUCGAAGGGCGCCUACAGGCAUCACCUAUCCAAGAUGCAUUUCGUGAAAGACGGUGUCAUUCCAGAUCCUCUGACAAUCGGUAGAUCGGCUGCAGCAGCGGCAGCUGCUGCUGCUGCAGCAGCCGCAGCAGUCGCUGCAACCCAAUCGUCAUCGGGUGCGAGUCACAGUGGAGCAUCACCUAGCUCACAGCACAACAAAUCACCACCUGUACAGCAGGUAAAUGGCAGCCCUUCACAACCCUCAGCAUCUUCUCUCGAGGAGAGCCCACACUCAAAGUUUCUCAAGUAUACGGAGCUAGCGAAACAAUUGUCUAGCAAAUACGUAUAGUCUGAGCGCCGUAAGUAGCGGUGCAGUUUGUACAUAAAUUGUAUCUAUAGUGUAAACCCGACUGCGUAUGAGGAAGGAAAGUAGUCGAUAGAUAGAUCUCCCUCCCUCCCCUCCCCUCCCCUCCCUCUCCUCACCAUCAAGUCUUUCUCCUUUAUUCCCUCAUCUUCCACGCCUCCCUUUCUCCGUUUAAUCAUUGUCGCGUCGAGGCGUCGAUGAUCGAAAGAUUGAUUCGAUUGAUACGUCACGUUGGAUGGUUUCAUUGUUAUUUACAACGGUAGUAUCAGACAGCCAAUUACAGAGCGAAAUAGAAGAGCAUUAUGACACUUGAGCCAGUCUUUCGAUCGUGUCUGCGUUUUUCGACGCGUCGUGUCUUGUCAUUCCUUGGUCGAGUUCAAACACAAUUAGCGUGUAUUGGCUCAACUAGAAUAAUUGUAGAGUGGAGAGAACUUUAGUUUUCCCCGUUUUGGUGACAAAUAACAUUUGGGGAGAGAACUGGCUAGAGUGGCUGUUUGCGCUCAUCUUUUCUUUAUAUUCUCGUUUAGUGAGUCGUUAUCGUCAUAUUUCAUUUUCUCUGUCCUCGUUAUGAUCUCGGAGAUGUUUUUGGGGAUUUGGUAUUUAUAUGGAUCGAAAGAUUGAUUUGUUUUAUUACUCUGAUGAUACGUUCUAGUUUUUUUUUUAUCGUCGAACGCAAUGAUUUGGGAUAUGGUGUUUAUUUCCGUCUCUAACUGACAAUCACUUGAUCCAUUAAAUCCAUCCGAUAACCUCAUUCACGUCCCAAACAACACUUUCAUUACUGAAUUUGAUUGAAUUGCAUCAUAAGAAUGGUAGUUCAAGUCCAUUAAUAUAAUGAAAUAUACCUAAUUGCAUUUGAGCACGAAUUCAAGUUCCUUGUCAUUUCAAGUACCCCGUCUGCCCGCUGAAUCCAACAAUCGCCAUUUCAAUUACUGAUUUUUACCGAGGAUGGGGGAGAUAGACUAAAACAAUUUUUGCUAACCGCGGGUUCCAAAAUUAAUAGCUGAGGGAAAACAGAAUGAGACAAUGUCAAAAAAAAAAAAAAAUUAAAAUUGUGUGCAUGUGCGUAUGUGCGUUAUUCGACGAGUUGGAAGUGCGUUAAUGAAUUGUGAUGCCACCAUAUCUCGCGGCAACUGUGACGAGACCACAUGUUCAUGUGUGUGACUCCGGCACGCGGCCAACAUUUGUGAUGUUUAUAAUAAAAGAAUACUUAAGCAACUUAACUUCGAGCCGAGGAAAAUAUCGAAAAAAGUAACGAGAGAGCUCUCAUGCAAAGUUUAAAAUUAAAAUAGAUAUUAUGAAAAGAGACGAUUAUUUCGACUAGGAAAGGAAAAUGCUUGUCUAACUCAUCUGUCAUAACGGUCGAACGUAUGUAUACCACCUUCUUAGCGUAAGUUAAUUAGAUUAGGCAUAGGCUAAAAAAAUUAGCGCUCACCCUUUGUAUAGAAUCUCUUUGUUGACGUGGGGGAUCAUGUCACGGCGGGGGCGAGCCCAAAAUUUAUUUGUCAAUGUUGUUUUUGCAAUAUUGGAGUACGAGAGAAGCGCUGCAUUUUUUCACUGCUCUGACAUGAUCUCAACCGGAAUUACAUGCGCAAACGGAAAAAUAAAAUAGCACAAAAGAAAAUAUUAAAAAGGGGAGAGACAUGAGAAUGACGAGAAAAGAUGAGUGCGCCACGCGGUGCAAUGAAUCGAGUUUCAUAAUCUUAGAUAUUGAGUACCGUUUAUUUAUUCAGGGUCUCACUUUUUUUUUUCCCCCCCCCUCACUUUAUUCGGUUUUUAAGGCGAAUGAAAAGAAAAAUUGCGUGAGAUACUUUAAAUAAUGUCGUAAUAGUUGAUUUGUAAAUUUUAUUUGUUUCUUGAAAUAUAUUUAUUGCGCCAGGUCGAGCCAAUGCGUGUCAUUACGUGUAAAAUAUUGUCAUUAAUUAUCAUUCGAAUUAUGGCGAAAAAAAAAAUACUGUGUAUAUUGAAUUGAAAUUAUUAUACAUAUAAAUCAAUGAAAAGAUGACGAAAAGUGAUAUUUGCGUGAGUAAAAGAGCGGGCGUGAGUGAGUGAUUUCACAUAAUUAGGUUGAAUGAUUUAUGUAGAGAGCAAUGCUAUUUGUAGUAAAAAACAAAACAAAAUAUUAAAUUUAAUUAAAAUUGAUGGAGUGAAUGGGGAGAGAGUGAGAUCGCAUCAGCGGAGUGACGGAAAUAUUGUACAACUCCGAUGAUACGAUUAAACAAAAACCUAGAUGAAAUAAAUAAAAAUAAAGGAAAUAAUAAGAAAAAAAAAACACUUGUAUACGUAUUCCUUGUAACUCUAAUUCUUCCAUCGCGGACUUUUAAAGUAUUUAUCAACAUAAUAAAAAAUAAUAAUAAUAAUAUUGUGUGUGAUGAUCGAAGAUUAAUCCCACGUGGUACUGAGCGAUUAUAAAAUGAAAAUACGCGAGAUUUGACGAUUCAUCCACCAUGAUAAAGUAAAUAUGAGAAAAAAAAUUGAUGAAAACGGAGAGAAAAACUGAAGAAACACACAAGUGAUAGAAUAUCGUGCGCUCCCAAAAAAAAAAAAAAAA
Molecule: messenger RNA, 7062 nt
Organism: Fopius arisanus
Lineage: Eukaryota; Metazoa; Arthropoda; Insecta; Hymenoptera; Braconidae
Gene: tio
Product: tiptop
Exons: 4
Coding region: 555-4499 (1314 amino acids)
Biological process (GO): regulation of transcription by RNA polymerase II
Cellular component (GO): nucleus
Molecular function (GO): DNA-binding transcription factor activity, RNA polymerase II-specific; DNA binding
Source: RefSeq, a predicted model, not a curated record